AUGGCAUCAGCUACCCUCUCCAACGUCAGCAUGGCAGUGUUUGCCCUGGGUGGCUUUCCUGGUCUGGAGACAGCUUACGGCUGGAUUGGCAUCGCCAUUUUCUGUGUCUACGUGGUUGCUGUGCUGGGCAACUGCUCCAUUCUCUACGUCAUCUGGGUAGAGCCAAGCUUGCAUCAGCCCAUGUAUCAGUUCUUGGCCUUGCUGGCUGCCACCGACUUGGGCCUCUGUGUCAUCACCAUGCCCACCGUGCUGGGUGUCCUCUGCUUCCGCCUGAGGCAGAUUGGCAGCCAGGCCUGCAUUGCCCAAGCCUUCUUCCUCCACUCCUUUUCCCUCAUGGAGUCAGCCGUGCUCUUUGCCAUGGCGGUGGACCGCUUCGUGGCUAUCAGGUACCCUCUGAGGUACUCCGAGCUGCUGACCACCCCCAGAGUCAAGCAAAUUGGACUCGCCCUCUUCCUGAGGAGCAGCCUUCCCUUACUGCCCGCCUUUUAUUUCCUUGCAACGUUCCCCUACUGCCCAGGUGCUACGCUGUCCCACUCCUACUGUCUGCACCAGGAUCUGAUUCGCUGGGCUUGCAGUGACACCACUUUCAACAACUGGUAUCUCCUGAUCCUGAUCUUCCUCAGCAUGGGCUCAGACCUCCUCUUCAUCCUCCUGUCCUACAGCCUGAUCCUGAAGGCAGUCCUGGGCAUGGUGUCCAGCGGCCGCAGCCCCCUCAAGGCCCUGAGCACCUGUGGCUCCCACCUCUGUGCUGUCCUGGUCUUCUGUGUUCCUGCACUCGGACUGUCCAUCAUACACCUUGGACAGAAUGCGCCUCCCUUUGUCUACGUCCUCAUGGGCAACAUCUACAUCCUCUUUCCACCAUUUAUGAAUCCCAUAAUUUAUAGCAUGAAGACCAAGGAGAUCUCGGGACGGCUCCGCCAAAUGCUCAGGAACCUCUGGAAGAUGUAA
This is a messenger RNA of Thamnophis sirtalis, 948 nucleotides long. RefSeq names its product olfactory receptor 51V1-like. The record is from RefSeq and is a predicted model, not a curated record. Gene Ontology annotation, molecular function: G protein-coupled receptor activity; olfactory receptor activity. Lineage: Eukaryota; Metazoa; Chordata; Lepidosauria; Squamata; Natricidae. Gene Ontology annotation, cellular component: plasma membrane. Gene Ontology annotation, biological process: G protein-coupled receptor signaling pathway.